AUGGGAUGCAAUCUCUGGGAUGCCGCCACCAUCCUCUCACUGCGACUCCUCGGGCUAGCGGGGAGAUCCCUUUCCCAGAGUGCUCUGGGCGGCAGUGGCUUCCGGGCCUGGGGGCGUUUUGUGUUGCUUGGAGCUGGAGAAACAAGAUGGCGGCAUCGUAGGAGUGACAGGGGUCUCCCAGGCGGAGCCUGCAGCAUUGUGCUUUCGCGGUAUCACCGCCCUAACUCACCGCGCCCCUUUUCCAUCUGCGAUGUCGCCAGGAAAGCAAGGCAGCGGUGGCCGCCCAGAUACAAGUGGCCUAGCCUAACUAACCGCCAGAACCACUUACAAACUGUGGCCUGGUCAAAAGAAACGGGACUGAGUGGCGGUGAUUGGGCUCCGUGUUCGUCUUUCCGGAAAGCAAGGAGCAGCAGGUCCAAAGCCAACUUUGUCGUCGGAGGGAAAUAUAAACUGAUAAAGAAAAUCGGGUUUGGCACCUUUGGGGACAUUUAUCUGGCGAUUAACACCACCAACGGCGAUGAAGUGGCAGUGAAGCUAGAAUCUCAGAAGGCCAAGUAUCCCCAGUUGCUGUUCGAAAGUCAAAUCUAUAACAUUCUCCAAGGUGGGGUUGGCAUCCCCAAUGUCCAGUGGUAUGGUCAGGAAAAAGACUAUAAUGUGCUCGUUAUGGAUGUUCUGGGACCCAGCCUUGAAGACCUCUUCAAUUUCUGUUCAAGAAGGUUCACAAUGAAGACUGUACUUAUGUUAGCUGACCAGAUGAUCAGUAGAAUUGAAUAUGUGCAUACAAAGAAUUUUAUACAUAGAGACCUUAAGCCAGAUAACUUCCUAAUAGGUAUUGGGCAGCACUGUAAUAAAUUAUUCCUUAUUGAUUUUGGUUUGGCCAAAAGGUACAGAGACAGCAGGACAAUGCAACACAUACCAUACAGAGAAAAUAAAAACCUCACUGGCACUGUCCGAUACGCUAGUAUCAAUGCACAUCUUGGCAUUGAGCUGAGUCGUCGAGAUGACAUGGAAUCAUUAGGAUAUGUUCUGAUGUAUUUUAAUAGAACCAGUCUGCCGUGGCAAGGAAUAAGGGCUGCAACAAAGAAACAAACAUAUGAAAAAAUCAGUGAAAAGAAGAGGUCCACAUCUGUUGAAGUUUUAUGUAAGGGGUUUCCUGCAGAGUUUGCUAUGUAUUUAAACUAUUGUCGUCGGUUGCGCUUUGAGGAAGCCCCGGAUUACAUGUACCUGAAGCAGCUAUUCCAGAUCCUUUUCAGGACUCUGAACCACCAAUAUGACUACAUAUUUGAUUGGACGAAGUUAAAGCACAAAGCUGCAUAG
Messenger RNA from Sciurus carolinensis (gray squirrel), 1317 nucleotides. RefSeq names its product casein kinase I-like. Gene Ontology annotation, molecular function: ATP binding; protein serine/threonine kinase activity. The transcript has 2 exons. Gene Ontology annotation, biological process: peptidyl-serine phosphorylation; negative regulation of canonical Wnt signaling pathway; signal transduction. NCBI's taxonomy places the organism in Eukaryota, Metazoa, Chordata, Mammalia, Rodentia, Sciuridae. The coding region runs from base 1 to 1317 and encodes 438 amino acids. Gene Ontology annotation, cellular component: cytoplasm; nucleus. The record is from RefSeq and is a predicted model, not a curated record.